Clonostachys solani is the source of this 548-nucleotide messenger RNA. The record is from the annotation of a GenBank genome assembly. Lineage: Eukaryota; Fungi; Ascomycota; Sordariomycetes; Hypocreales; Bionectriaceae.
AUGAAACUCAGGUAAUAUGAGCCGCAUACUUAUCGCAUGCAAACGCCGUGCUACAAUCGUGCAGGCUUAAGUCAAGAGAGGAGUCUAAUGCAAAAGCAUCCCUUCUUCAUUAUAUGGCCGCAUACCUUAGCUUCGAAGGGAAAUGGAGUGAUGCAGAAGCGCUAAAUAUAGAGGCAAUGCGUAUUCGAAGGGGGUUAUUCGGAGAAACCAUGCUUCCACCUUAGUGAGCGUGGCCAAUCUAGCAUCAACAUAUAGGAGCCAGGGCCGAUGGGAGGAGGCAGAGAAGCUCGAGGUGCAGGUGAUGGAGACUCGCAAGAUGAAGCUUGGAGCCGACCAUCCUUCUACGCUGAUGAGCAUAGCUAGCUUAUCAUCAACAUACAGGAGCCAGGGCCGAUGGGAGGAGGCAGAGAAGCUUGAGGUGCAGGUGAUGGAGACUCGUAAGGUAACCCUUGGGGUGGUAUCCGGACUGGCAUCAAUCAACACCAGUCAGGGUCGACAGAGAGACGCGGAGCUACUACCGGAAGCAGCAGGUACAAAAAAGCGAGUGA